AUGUCGAUAGCAAUGGAAACAACACCGGUAUCAGUAUCAUCAGCAUCAGGAGGUGAUCUAAACACUGAUAAACCUUUGGAACAAUCACAACAUGCAUUACAGAUGCAAUUAUCCUGUAGCGCCUCAUCAACUCCACCAUUACAGAAUGUAUCGGAACAAUCCGGUGUCCUACAAUCUGACUUAACUGCCAAUCUAUCGACUAUUCUAAAUGCUUCAAAAAAUAACGAUAUUAAGGAUGGAAAUUCACCUGUAAUUGAUGAUGACGCAAAUUCAAUGUUAGAACGUGAGCUUGAAGUUCAACAAAAAGCCUUUCAAAGAUUUCGAUCAACAUUUCCAAUCAAUGUUUUUCCGCCAUUUUUGGCUGCUCUCCAACAAAAUCCCUUAACGUUGCACAAUCAGUUCACGGCGGCUAGUAGUAAUCCGAGAAGUUCCGGUAUAUCGCCUGGCCUUGAUGAUGAGGACGAGAACGAAGGGCUGGCAAGCACCGAGCCAGAAGAUUUGACUAUUAACUUUCGUAGAGAAAAGAAAGAAUGUGAAGUGGGAGCCGGCGGAAGUACCGGUGAUGAUAAUGCGGAUUCGGAUGCCAGUGGACAACAGAACUGGUCAUAUGAAGAACAAUUUAAGCAAUUUAUCUAUUCAUCUGUCUUUCCGCCUGUCCAUCUGGCAGUACCUGUUAGAUUAGACAGUUGUGCAUUAUAUUAUGUUCAACAGCAGUUUAAGCAAUAA
Acanthocheilonema viteae is the source of this 726-nucleotide messenger RNA. Lineage: Eukaryota; Metazoa; Nematoda; Chromadorea; Rhabditida; Onchocercidae. The record is from the annotation of a GenBank genome assembly.